Suillus subaureus is the source of this 1690-nucleotide messenger RNA. RefSeq lists its product as uncharacterized. The transcript is spliced from 7 exons. Bases 430 to 1524 code for a protein of 364 amino acids. Lineage: Eukaryota; Fungi; Basidiomycota; Agaricomycetes; Boletales; Suillaceae. The record is from RefSeq and is a predicted model, not a curated record.
CAUUCAGGCCUGCAGGGUGUAUCCCGCCCGAACAGUGAUGUAAAAGGCGAGACCCUGUUGCUUGUCCAGCUCCAAGUCAGUAAUUAAAUAGAAGCGUUGUUAUCUUGCAUACCGGUGUCACAUGCGUACCCCACUUCUGGCACGGGCCUCUGACCGCCAUUGUCAUUGCCAGUAGCAAGAUGGCAGCAUUCUGCCAACAACACCACUGAGUCUCAGCCUAGAUGUGCCCUGCAUGAUGUGCCUGAUCCUAUUACCAUUACUCACGUAAUUGAAGAUCAUGAUCCAUUAGGCGCAACCACACAAAUAUUCCCAACAUGAUGCGUGUCUACUUAUCAUGAAUUUCGGACUUAUCCAUGCAACCGCUACUUUCCCCCCAGUUAUUUCCUGCUAAUUACUGUCCUCUUAGUUCAAGUUAUUGUUGUCUCCGUCAUGGACAAUCAGCCAGUUGAUCUCGGACUCCCGGUGUUUUCCCGCCAGUCGACACUGACCAAAUUUGGGGUCAUGUCAUACGACACUCCGCAGACAAAUUUGUGGCUUGAACGAACUCGCCUCCAUGGAAUGAUGUUCGGGGGAGUGUCCUACGGCAUACUCACACUCCUUACCGUACAAGCUGCGACUGCACUGAUGCAACGGCCUCGAUAUGGUGGAAAAAUCGCAAAUAAUCGCCUCGUGCUUCUUUUCUACAUUUUCAUCACGUUCGCAUUGGGGACAAUUGACUACGCUGCGAACGCGAGAUAUACAGAGAUGAUUUGGAUAGACCUUCGCGAUGCACCUGGUGGUCCGCUCGCGCUAAUCGAGAGCUCACUGGAUUAUAGUAUCAACAUUAUGGCACUUUCCACUUAUUUCAUCAUGGGGUGGUGUAUGCAAGCUCUACUUCUUCAUCGAUGUUCUGUGAUAUGGUGUCGGGCAAGAUCGGUGAUGGUCCCAAUGAUCGCUUUCUGCAUUGCCAUGCUUGCUGUAUCUAUUCUCGUCAUAAUCCAGGCAAGCACCGGUGCCAUAUUUUUCAAGAUCAACACCAUGCUUCUCUACCUUUGCAUGGAAGAAGGUUUCACUUUGAUUUAUACGAUUCUCGUGACAAGUCGUUUACUCGUCAUGCGAAGCCGGAUGAGGCAGGCGGUGGCCCAAUAUCCCAUGGCCCAAUAUAAUUCUAGUACCUAUGAUACUGUCGUCCUCAUGCUCAUCGAGUCCGCCAUGUUAUACUCUGUCUUCUGCGUGGCUCUUAUAGUUUCUGUUGCGUUGCAUUCUGACGGCGUCUUCAAUCUAAUCUACUUGUCCAUUACCAAUAUCCAGGGCAUUGCUCAAUUGCUCAUCAUCAUUCGUGUAGCACGGGGGCGGGCAAUUACACACGAGUGGUCGACCCGCGUUACUGCAGCACCUACAGCACCUACGUCUAUAGUAUUUUCAAGAACUAUGUCGGAUAUGACAGAUGGAGCCAACAUGGAGCGAAUGGGUACUCCAGAACAGGAUGGUGUUCCGUUGUAUUCUAUUCGAUCGCCGAAGGCAACCGAAGUGCGUAUGGCAUGACCGUGGCUUGAUUUAAAGCUAGUUUACUUAUAUAUUGUAAUUCAACUUCGUUUACACCUGCUACUAUAGCUUAUAACCUAAUGGUACUUCUAUUAAAAGUCUUUGCAAUUACAGCAGGAAUCGCCCGUCAUUAUGUACGAUUUCAUGAACAAUGACUCGUUUUCAG